Messenger RNA from Harmonia axyridis, 2672 nucleotides. RefSeq names its product integrin beta-PS-like. The transcript is spliced from 8 exons. Gene Ontology annotation, biological process: cell-matrix adhesion; cell migration; integrin-mediated signaling pathway. Bases 200 to 2584 code for a protein of 794 amino acids. The record is from RefSeq and is a predicted model, not a curated record. Lineage: Eukaryota; Metazoa; Arthropoda; Insecta; Coleoptera; Coccinellidae. Gene Ontology annotation, cellular component: focal adhesion; integrin complex; cell surface. Gene Ontology annotation, molecular function: integrin binding.
AGAGCGAAUACUCUAUUUACCGUAUGACUUGUGCGCACUUAGCAAAUUUACAAAUAAGCCCGUGUACUAGUGUCCAUAUUUAUCUAUCAUCGUUGAUUCGAAUGUUUUAUUUGCUUUUGUUUCCCCGAAUCGUUUAUCAUCAUCACUUCCUGUGGCGGUUACAGAAUGAUUUCAUUUUAAAUUUCCAAUUCAAUAGAAAAUGUCUGGGUUCAUGAGAUGGUCCUGCCUUGUCCUCCUCAGUGGAUUCCUAAUCCAACAAUUAAGAUGUCAAGUGCUAGGAAAAAAUUCGGAUUGUGAGUCUUACGGAGAAUGUUCAGAGUGUUUACGCCAUUUAGGAUGUGUGUGGUGUAUCAAACCUAAUAUAUCGAGAAAAACACAUAAAAACGAUCUCAUACACUGUUAUCCGAGGGAAAGCUUGAUUUACAGUAUUUGCGAUCCUGAAAACUUAGUGGAUCCUCCUUCUACUGAAGAAAUCACUUCUCAAAAGCCACUACAAAGUAAACAGGGUGGUCAUGUUCAGGUUACACCCCAAAAGGUUAAGUUGACAAUGAGACUCGGAGAAGAGAAAAAAAUAAAUUUCCAAUUCGCCCAAUCAGAAGAAUAUCCCGUAGAUUUGUAUUAUAUAAUGGAUUUGUCAGCAUCAAUGGAAACUCAUAGGGAAAAACUUGGUAACUUGGGAAGCGAAUUGGCACUCACCAUGAGGAAUAUAACAAAUAACUUCAGGAUUGGUUUCGGCAGUUUUGUAGAUAAAGUACAGUCGCCGUUUGUCAAUACAUUACCACAAAAACUAAAAUCUCCAUGUAGAUUAAUUAAGAAAAACGAAGUUAUUUAUUGUGUAUCACCGUACAGUUUCAAAAACCAUAUGAGUUUGGAUGGCAAUUAUGAAAAAUUCUCACACGAAGUAUCAAGAGCCAAGAUUUCGGGGAAUAUGGACUCACCUGAAGGAGGUUUUGAUGCUAUCAUGCAAGCAAUCGUGUGUAAAAAACAAAUUGGCUGGAGAGAUCAAGCUAGACAUCUUUUGGUUUUCUCUACAGAUGCAAGUUUUCAUAUAGCUGGUGAUGGAAAAUUAAUUGGCGUGGUUGAGCCGAAUGAUGGGAAAUGUCACAUGUCUCAUGAUCAAUAUGACUCUUAUCUCGAUUAUGACUAUCCUUCUGUAUCCCACCUCAAUUACAUAGCUAAAAAGAACAAUAUCAAUCUAAUAUUUGCGAUAGUCAAAACAAAAUAUUCCAAAAAUAUCUUAAAAACAUACGAAGACUUGAGUAAAAACAUAGAAAAUUCGUAUAUUGGGGCGUUGGAAGGUAAUUCGGACAAUGUGAUAAAAUUAGUUUUGGACAAUUACAAUAAAAUAGUAGAUUCAGUUAUCAUAGAUGUCAACUCCACGGACAAUAUCGAAGUACAAUUAAGUUCGAAUUGUACAACACCAAAAAUUAAUGGCUGCUCAGAUAUUCAUGUGGGGGAGAUAAUCAAUUUCACUGCUACGAUCAAACCAUUGACCUGCACUGGUUACAAAGGAGAACCGAUAUCGAUUAUGCUGAAACCCGAUGGUAUAGAUGAAAACUUAACGAUCGAAAUUGACUUGAUUUGUGGAUGCGAUUGUGAAAAACGGGAGUCUCCUCAUUUCAUCGAGAAGUCUAAUAAAUGUUCCAACGCUGGAGAUCUAACAUGCGGAGUAUGUGCUUGUGCCCCUGGCAGAUACGGAACCCACUGCGAAUGCGAUGGAGAACAAGCAAAUUCCUACAACGAGACCAAUUGCAUAGAAAGACCUGGCGCUUCGGUAUGCUCCGGCCUUGGUCGCUGCAAAUGUGGAGUUUGUGAAUGUUUCAAGAGUUCGAAUGAAAACGAGAUGAUAAGUGGAAAAUUCUGCCAAUGCAGCAACUCUUCUUGCGAAUGGGAUGGCGGAUUGCUUUGUGCCGGCAAUGGUGAUUGUUCCUGUGGGGUCUGUCAGUGUAAAGCAGGAUGGGGCGGGACAUCUUGUAGUUGUCUCGAAAGGAACGCCACCUGCAUUCGAGAAGGGGAUAGCGCAGUGUGCUCUGGUAACGGCAUCUGCAGCUGCGGCAAAUGUGAAUGCAUUACUGACUAUACCGGAAAAUAUUGUGAAGAAUGUCCUACAUGCAGAGAUAGAUGCGAAGAUAUCAAGAAUUGUGUGGAAUGUAUAGUUUUCAAAAGUGGACCAUUAAAAAAAAUGUGCAGUUUGAAUUGCACCGAAUACUAUAUCGAAGAAGUAGACGAGCUCUCUCCAAUAACGGGGGAUCAAAAAUACAAAUUAUGUCGUACUAUAGAUGACCACAGAUGUACCACUGUACAUAGAUAUCGCUACGAUAAAGACCAAAAUAUCAUCAUAGAAGUUUUGAAAAAGAAAUCCUGUCCACCAAGCAUUUUAGUUUGGGCCCUUGGAGUUAUUGGUACAAUCUUCCUAGCUGGCCUUACUAUGUUACUCAUAUGGAAGGCAUUUACUACCAUACAUGACAAGAGGGAAUACGUUAGAUUUGAGAAUGAAAGGAAGAAAGUGAAAUGGCACACCAAUGAAAAUCCACUCUACAAGGAUGCAACUACAACGUUUCAAAAUCCAGUAUACAAAUCUUAAUUUUCAACAGGAAAAUGAUCUCAAGAUCCCAAGAGGACAUUAAGUUUUAUUAUAACUGUAAUAUUUAAUAAAUUUUUUACUUGUUUGA